AUGAGUGUUGAAGGUGCCUCUUUGAAAGAACAAUUAUUGGAUGCUUCCAGAAGAAAUAAUGUUGAUCUGUUAGAACAAAUAUUUACAACUUUAGACAAUGAUGAAGAAAAAAUAGCUGAUCUAAUAAAUACCGCGAAGGACCCCUUAGGAAACACUGCAUUGCAUUUAAGUUGCAAAUAUGGAUCAUGGGAAGUCUUAGAUAAAAUACUAGAUCAAGAAGGUGACAUUGAGAUCGAUCCUAAAAAUGAUAUGGAUGGUGAUACGCCAUUACAUAGUGCUGUAAGAUACGCACAAGAUGAACCAGAACAUGGUGAAUUCAUUGCGCAAAACCUGAUUGAAGUUGGUGCCGAUCCAAGAAUAAGAAACAAUCAUAAUCAAAAACCAAUUGACUUGAUCCAUGGUGAUGAUUUUGACAGUUUAAUUGAUCUGUUACAAGGUGCGGAAUUGGCAGCUGACAAUAGAGGAAAUAUAGAAAAUGAAGAAGGAGAAGAGGAAGAGCUAAUUGAUGAUGGUCCAGAUGAUGAAGAUGUCCCUAUCAAGGCAAACUAG
This is a messenger RNA of Naumovozyma dairenensis CBS 421, 549 nucleotides long. RefSeq names its product ankyrin repeat-containing protein ANK1 (gene ANK1). Gene Ontology annotation, cellular component: nucleus. The record is from RefSeq and is a predicted model, not a curated record. The coding region runs from base 1 to 549 and encodes 182 amino acids. Gene Ontology annotation, molecular function: protein binding; transcription cis-regulatory region binding. NCBI's taxonomy places the organism in Eukaryota, Fungi, Ascomycota, Saccharomycetes, Saccharomycetales, Saccharomycetaceae. The transcript has a single exon. Gene Ontology annotation, biological process: positive regulation of transcription by RNA polymerase II.